This is a messenger RNA of Jatropha curcas, 469 nucleotides long. RefSeq lists its product as uncharacterized. The record is from RefSeq and is a predicted model, not a curated record. Lineage: Eukaryota; Viridiplantae; Streptophyta; Magnoliopsida; Malpighiales; Euphorbiaceae.
AUGCUCAUCUUUCAGGACGACAUCCUUAUAUGGCAUUGGAAAGACUCGGGGAUAUAUUCUGUGAAAUCUAGAUAUGUGGAACGUGAAGAUGCUUGGCAGUCGGGUUUUUGGAAAGCUCUUCGGUCACUGAAAGUUCCGUCGAAAGUGAGGCAUUUCCUCUGGAGGUGUUGUAGAGACAUUCUGCCAGUUAAAGCAACUUUAAAAAGAAGGGGAUUGGAGCUUGAUACAAGAUAUGAUUACUGUGGUGCUGCUGAAAUAUGUUGGAACAUUUUACACAAGGUGUGGAAGAAUGAGUUUUUUGAGAGUUAUAUUAUGGGACUAUGGAGUGUUUGGUUGAGCCGUAAUGAGCUGAAAGAGAACCAAGUAGAAGAAAGACCUUAUCAUGUGGUUACUCAAGCUAGAAGUAUGCUAGCUUCUUGGAAGAAAGCUCAAUUGAAGUCGUCUCGUUCAGAUAUAGGUGUUUCUGCGG